This is a messenger RNA of Nicotiana tabacum (common tobacco), 3476 nucleotides long. Lineage: Eukaryota; Viridiplantae; Streptophyta; Magnoliopsida; Solanales; Solanaceae. The record is from RefSeq and is a predicted model, not a curated record.
AGCUGUUUUAGAGAGUCCGCGCAACAUUGGUUAUUACUCAUUUGAAAGUUAAAGACCGAGUAUAACUCCAAGUGCAUUUGCUAUUUUUCUAUUUCUUUUUUCUAGAUGUGAGUUACUUAUAUUUAAUUUUCACUUUUUUCUUCCCUUAAUUAGAAGCUGCGAACCUAACUUCUCUGAUGUAGGACCUCUUUUAGUGUUCUCUUUUUUCUGCCUAAUAUCUCUAGUUUCUCUGUAUGGCUGUCAAAUGAAUUGAACUUUCAUAGUUCAAGAGAAAUGAGGAAAAAGAAAGAGUUCCGCUUGGUUGGCCUUCCUACGCUGACGAAUGCCUCUUUUCUCUUCUCGGAAAUCUACAACAAACAAGUGGGAGUGGGAGGAUUCGAACCUACAUAAAAAAACUUAAACAGAUUUACAGUCUGCCGCUUUUGACCACUCGGCCACUCUCCCCUUCCCGGGCUGAGGGCCCCCUCAAUGGGUUCUAAUUCUAAGAAGGCCUAUGAAUUAGUUCCAAGAAAGCGGCCAUUCACGUCAGGAAUAGAGGCCGUUAAGGAUGUACUUGCUUUUCCUUUUUUUCAUAGAGAUUGGGUUGGUUAACUUUUUUCUUAACUAAUGUAAUUUAUUGCUAUAUAUGGAAAUUAUGUGUUGGUGAAGAGAAGAGAAUGUUAUUAGAGAUGAAUCCUCUGCGAUUCCGGGAUUGUUAACUUUUUUUCUUAACUAAUGUAGUUUAUUGCUAUAUAUGGAAAUUAUGUCUUGGUGAAGAGAAAGGAAUGUUAUUAGAGAUGAAUCCUCUGCGAUUCCGGGAUUGUUAACUUUUUUUCUUAACUAAUGUAGUUUAUUGCUAUAUAUGGAAAUUAUGUCUUGGUGAAGAGAAAGGAAUGUUAUUAGAGAUGAAUCCUCUGUGAUUCGGGGAUUGUUAACUUUUUUCUUAACUAAUGUAGUUUAUUGCUAUAUAUGGAAAUUAUGUCUUGGUGAAGAGAAAGGAAUGUUAUUAGAGAUGAAUCCUCUGCGAUUCCGGGAUUGUAGAAACUAAGUAUCAAGUUUAGAAACCCUUGAAUGUUAUUAUCCGGAGAAUGAUUCCCGAGAUGGAUGAUAAUAGUUUGUGUCUUGCCCAUUUUCAUGAGCGUCUUCGUAUUUUGCUUUUGCUCUUUUUUGCUUUUUCAUAAGUAGAUGUGCAUUCAUUUAUACUUUCUCGGCAUAUUUCUUUCUAAUUGUUCUCUUAUCUUAACAGCAUUAUUAUUAAUUAGUAUGUGCUUUGACUGAUCAUGUUUCCCAUUCUUGGCAGGUUCUGUUAGUUAUAUAGGUUUUGCUGACGAAUCACGCAGUAGCAAAUCUUUCUCUAGCUCUUUAGAUUUAACAUUGUCAUUCGCUGCUGAAAGAAGCGCUACUCCUUGAGAUAUUGUGACUACAUGUAGUUGAGAGAGAUUUGCUAAUCUGGAUGUACCUCCUUCACUGAGAUAGCUUUCCUCUGAAAGGGUUGUUUGAAAUCACUCUUCAUCUUCUUAAUCAUUUUGAUAUUCCAGAUGCAAGCAUCCCAACGACCUCAAAUGUCUGGUGGCGUCCAUGGAUUAUACAAUCAGCCAAUGCAGCAAGUUGAGCAAUAUUACGCCCCUUACCAUUUCAAGAACAACAAUUGCAAUAAUACUAGCUCAGUGACACAGUUUGCUUUUCAGACACAGAAUGAACAUUUCUUCACUCUGGACUCAUUGCCGGCUACUGACUAUGUUGUAUACGAUUCACCUCCUGCCUUAAGCGUCUCUUCCAACAGGAGUCCCUUCUCGCCGCAAUGUUCACAGUCAUACAUGUCUGAUCUGCAUCACUCCUCUGAUAACAACACUUGUGGUUCACCUUUCAGUGGGUGUUCAGGAGUUGAUGAUGGUGACCUGAAACAUGUGCUUCGGGAGCUGGAGAAUAAAUUACUGGGGCCUGAAUCUGAUACUGACGACAGCUGCAGUUGCUCCUUCAAUGAUGUGGUCUCGAAACCUUCUUCCUUCACAAGGUGGAACCGAGUGUUGGACAUGGCUCCUAGCUUGAACUUGAAAGAGUUGCUCGAUGCCUGUGCUGAAGCAGUGUCUGAUGCUGAUAUCUCAACUGCUGAAAUUCUUAUGAAUAUUUUAGAGCAAAGGGUGUCAGUCUCUGGGGAACCUAUGGAACGAUUGAGUGCAUACGUGUUGGAAGGGCUUAGAGCACGACUACUGUCGUCAGGAAGCAUCAUAUACAAAAAAUUGAAGUGCAAAGAACCAACUAGCUCAGAGUUAUUGUCUUAUAUGCAAGUCAUCUAUAACAUGUGUCCAUACUACAAAUUUGCUUAUAUGUCUGCAAAUGUCGUCAUCAGGGAAGCCAUGACGAAUGAGAACAGAAUCCAUAUCAUUGAUUUUCAGAUUGCACAGGGAAGUCAGUGGAUGUUCCUCCUCCACGAUCUUGCUCGUCGGCCUGGUGGACCCCCAUUUGUCCGCAUCACAGGUGUGGAUGAUUCCCAAUCAGCUCAUGCACGAGGUGGAGGACUUCAGCUAGUAGGCGAAAGGCUAGCAGCAGUUGCCAAGUCAUGCGGAGUACCUUUUGAAUUCCACGGUGCUGCACUAUCAGGCUGUGAGGUCCAACUAGAGAACCUUCGGGUUAGACAUGGAGAAGCACUGGCGGUAAACUUCCCUUUCAUGCUGCACCACAUGCCAGACGAGAGCGUAAGCACGAUCAACCAUCGAGACCGCCUAUUAAGACUAGUUAAGAGUUUGUCCCCCAAAAUUGUGACCUUAGUUGAACAAGAAUCGAACACCAACACCGCCCCUUUCCUUCCAAGGUUCCGUGAAACUCUUGAUUACUAUACAGCAAUGUUCGAGUCAAUUGAUGCAGCUCGCCCUAGGGAUGACAAGCAGCGGAUCAGUGCAGAGGAGCAUUGUGUGGCACGGGACAUUGUCAACAUAAUAGCAUGUGAGGGGGCUGACAGAGUGGAAAGGCACGAACUUUUUGGAAAGUGGAGGUUGAGACUUAUGAUGGCUGGAUUUACUCCAUGCCCAUUGAGUCCAUCAGUUGGCGAGACCAUCAAUGACAUGUUGAAGGAGUACAGCCCAAAUUACAGGUUUGCAGAAAGCGAAGGGGCACUCUAUCUUGGAUGGAAAAAUAGAGCUUUAGCAACUUCUUCUGCCUGGAGAUGACAACUUGUUGCCUACUAUUGUCAAACAUCUGUAAAUUUUUGCCAUAUGAUCUCGACGUUUAUCUUUUGUUGAAGACUAGAAGAGUGUUUUUAACCCUUUUCGUUUCAUAUACAGAGCUCGGAGUAUGAAAUCUUAGGUUUGUACAUGCCAGCACAGGGAGGAAUAUCGCGAGUCAAAAAUAGAUUCCAUGUCUCAACAUCUGGCUAUUGUCAUUUUCUCCAUGUUUGUUGGCUUUUCUGAACUAGAUCUUGAGCUCUAUCUGCUAAUGUUUGUAACAUGAAAUCCAGUUUCAGCCUCUUCUAAGUACAAGGUUUCUUGUUUUUUUGUUUC